Messenger RNA from Cuscuta campestris, 1164 nucleotides. The record is from the annotation of a GenBank genome assembly. Lineage: Eukaryota; Viridiplantae; Streptophyta; Magnoliopsida; Solanales; Convolvulaceae.
AUAAGUAAAGUAGUAACUAUUGGCAUCCUGGAUUUAACACAACAUAAUUAUUUGGUGCAGAUAUUUUGCAUUUUGCUUGCUGUUUUGGCAAUGCCAUUUGGGCGCCAUCCCCAUCCUAUCAACCUGUUUUGGAUAAAUAAAAAAACAUUUUGAUAUUAUGAUGUACCAUUGUUUCGUUAGACAUGUGAAAAUAGCAAGGACGCUAUAUCAUUGCAUUCAGUGGGAGUAGUUGCUUUCUUAUAUUUGAUUUUGAUUAAAUUGAUUAUUAAAUGAUACUGUUCAAUUGAUAGGAACUAGAGAGGAACAAUGUUGAUGCUGCUAAGUUUGCUCCUUUUUGGAAUGAAGACUACAUUAAUAGUUUGGAAAUGGAGUUGCUUUUAAUGACUAAAAAAUCAGGGAUAAUAGACAAUAUUCCCUUGGUUCAUUGGCCUCUGUUCCUUCUAGCAAGCAAGAUAUUUCUUGCUAAAGAUACUGCUAUUGACGGUAAAGAGCCCAGACUUUCGCAAGAGGAGGUAUGGGACAGGAUUUUAAGGGACGAAUACAUGAAAUAUGCUGUUCAAGAGUGUUAUUAUACCCUCAAGUUAGUUCUCACAUCUGUGUUGGAUACUGAGGGUAAGAAGUGGGUUGAGAGAGUAUAUGACGAGAUUCAGAGAAGCAUAGCUAAUAGGAGCAUACUUGUUGAUAUUGAAUUGAAUAAGCUACCACUAAGGAUUCAGAAAGUUACUGCACUGUUGGGAAUACUGGAAGCUAGACACAAUGAUAAUGGGCGGGCACCUCAUUCAGCUUGGAGAAAUUAUGAUGAUUUCAACGAGUACUUUUGGUCACUUAAUUGCUUUGAACUUAGUUGGCCAUGGAGAAUAACUUCACCCUUCUUUCUGAAGCCGACACCAAGAUCAAAGAUGAAUGUUGUUACAUGUGUUGUGGCUACGACCUAUGGUCAUGUGUAUAUCGAGUGCCCAAUGGGGGAACCUAUUCCAUUUUAAGAGUACCUGAAGUAGACCCACAAUCAAGGAGAGGCAUAGUGCUAAGGUGGAUGAUUAACUGAGGCUUUUCGGUGUUUUCUACAACAAUGUAUGCCAGUAAGUUUGCUCUUCCCUCUAGAGUGAUUGUGAUACUUAUAUUCAUGUGAUCAUGUCUUAAGGGACAUAAAAUAGGCACCAUGGA